This is a messenger RNA of Aspergillus candidus, 1048 nucleotides long. RefSeq lists its product as uncharacterized. NCBI's taxonomy places the organism in Eukaryota, Fungi, Ascomycota, Eurotiomycetes, Eurotiales, Aspergillaceae. Bases 96 to 914 code for a protein of 272 amino acids. The transcript has 3 exons. The record is from RefSeq and is a predicted model, not a curated record.
CUUCCAAGCCAUCCGUCUUUUGAGCAACUCUUACAAUAGUGGACAACUAAACAACCUUUUCCUCUUUCUCAUCACUUUGGCCCAUUGGAUCCACGAUGUCGGUCCCUCUUGAAUGUCCCAAGCGAAAGGAAAUGCGCAGGGCCAUGCGUAGCCUGGAGAAGCACAUCAAAGGGCUGGAACCGGACCAUCAAAUUGAAAUAGACUCAGCUGAGAUCGGUCAAAUUCGGUUUUUGCCCAUGGUCCUGAAUGAGAACUCAAAAGAUCGACCUGCUUUUUUUACCCCUUUGGAUGGGAAUCUCCUGCCGACACCUGACGACCAAUAUGACCAGGAGUACGAGCAGGAAUAUCUUGCCCAUGAUUCAAUUUCAGAAGAAUGCAGAGAUCCAAAGACCUGCACGCAAGCAAUCGACAUCUACUGGUCUAGUUAUCUCUCCCACUAUUCCUUCAGCACCAAGCCCGCGGGCGGCGAAGUCGUAUGGUCUCCGGUCCAGCUGAUUUGGUCUCCUGUGUAUAAGGAAAGGGACCUCUUCCGGAUCGAGUACCCGGAGUUUGGAUUCUACGACAUCGAACGGGUCACAGAAGGGCCCUAUGCACAUCUCAAGGCUACAAUAUACAACAAUCUGAACGCCAAUGAUGGCCACAUCCUCCAAGGUGAACUGCUGCCCAUUCUACGUCUGAUGAAAGCCCACCUGAGAUGGGCCCGGUUCAUCGACCAUAUGGUUGCGCCAAUGAUGGUCUUUUCCUUAGUGGGGCCCCAGCAUGCCCGCGUGAUCGAAGCUUACCUGGAAGGUCAUACUCUUGUGGUUCGCCCCACCAAACUGUAUGAUCUUCGCACCAAGGAUGAGGCUACUCUCAAGAUGUUUGCCCAGUGGUAUUUUGGGAAGCCACGCGCCCCUACCGGCACUUCGCAGUAGGUCGGCUGACACAUUGUAUGUACGUUUUGUUUUGUCGUUUUUGGACUACGGCGCGUUGGAGGUAUCGGGAAUUGGAAUGGACAGGGAUGGCGUUUUCACGAUUACAUGAUGAAUGGAAGGAUACCCAAGGUAGG